Messenger RNA from Blastomyces dermatitidis ER-3, 717 nucleotides. RefSeq lists its product as uncharacterized. The coding region runs from base 1 to 717 and encodes 238 amino acids. The transcript has a single exon. Lineage: Eukaryota; Fungi; Ascomycota; Eurotiomycetes; Onygenales; Ajellomycetaceae. The record is from RefSeq and is a predicted model, not a curated record.
AUGUCAGGACCUGCAUUUGAGCCUACUCAGCGUCCGUCUUCGGCCAGCACUUUGAUCGAUCCACGCGGAGAUCACUUGACCGCGGAGGAGUGCGAUGCGGUUUUGGGCCUUCUGAAGCUCUCGGGCUGUAGCCCUGGGCAGAUGAGAGCGGCAGAAAUUGAACUUGGCCAGCAGUAUGGCUACCCCUUAGUGUCCCAAGGAGCCACUCCACCUGCACCCACUGUCAAUCCUGGAAUGUCUCCCGUGAUGGGUACUCCUGAGGGUUCUGAAAGCUCCUCAGACUCUACUCUGGAAGACGUAAACCCCCUCUUUGCAGAGGAACGUUUCUGCAGAACCCCGCCAAACUCUCCCGGGACCGCUUCAGCAGCAAGUAUUAAUCUGGGGAUGCGCAACAUGGCCAUCCAUCCUCUGGAGAACACCCCUCCGGAUAGUGAUUCCUCUGGGAAUAUGAUGAAAUAUCCUCCCUCUUAUUCUCCUGGAAAUGGCGGGAGCAGUUCCCCUCUGGAUGGGCCGACUAACGACGUGAGAAUGACGGAUUCUUCUCCGAAGAUUUCAACGUCCUCUCCUAAGUCUCAGAAUAAGGUCACCAUACGUAAAUCGGUUGGGAUGGUUGCAGCACAGCCAGUCCUGCAACCAACCAGACGGUCCACAAGACAACGGAAGGAGAGUCGACGGUUGAUCGAAGCUAGAGAGUCUGAGAAGCUCGGAGCUUGCUAG